CGCAGCCAUGCUUCGUACACCUCUAGCUGUCAUACUUGUGACAUGUUGUUAUACCUCGCUUCAAUCAAACGUCCUGGCAGAGCGACCAAGAGAACCAAGAUCCGACCCUCAGGGUUCAAGUGUACACAAGAACAUGGAAAAUGUAACUUGGGACACUGGUGUACACAAGGAUACUCACCAUGUGGACUCUAAGAGUGUACACAAACAUUCUCACCACGUGGACUCUGCAAAGAGUGUACACAAGAACGCCCACAAUGUGGAUUGGCAUAUACUAAAGAAAAGAAAGGAGUUACUAGAGGCAGAGAAACUAUUGAAGGAGCAUAGAUCAAACCUAAAACUCAAGGCCGCCAACAACCAGAUAGACUGGAGAUCAGUAGCUCAAGAUGAGAAUUCAGGAUCAAAUAACUGGAUACCUCUUCAUCCAAUUGUAUCAGAUGAUCUAAAGGAUUCUGUUAGAGUUGACAUGGAAAAACCUCUCUCAGAGGACUACCGUCAGAAGAUCAUUGAGCGGAUGGAUGCAGAGAAGUAUGCUGCUCGGUUCAAGGGUGGACUAUUUGAGGAGCUUGAGUCUGAGGAAAAUGUGAGACUGGCAAGGGAUCCCAAAUACUAUUUACCCCAAUAUCCAGGAAAGUUUCCAUAUGGAGGCUAUGGUGGAUAUCCUAACUAUGGUUAUCCUAAGCAUCCUUAUGGCUACUAUGGUAAUCACCAUUACCCUGUUAUUCCUCCAAAAAAGUAUUCUCCCACCACUACUACUGGAAACACUGAUGCUUAUAAAUCACCAGCUAAACCUAAUGUUCCUUCGACACUUACUCCUGAAGGUCAAGUUCCAAUCAUUUACAAUCAUUUUGAAGGUCCUCUGCCUUCCUUCUCUUAUUCGUACAUCACUGGAAAUGGUAUUCAACAAUCAGCAAGAGGAGAGAUCAAGCAGAUUGGAGAUGAAGAAGGGGUUGUAAUGAGUGGAUCAUAUUCCUAUGUUGGUCCUGAUGGGGUUACAUAUGAAGUUGACUGGAUAGCAGAUGAGAAUGGAUUCCAGCCUACUGGAGCCCAUUUACCGUCCCCACCAGAUGGCCUAUUGACUCCAGAUAUUAAGUUCCCAGAACGUAGUUCCCCAGGGGCUUCCCAACAACCACUCCCUGCACAACGUAUCUCUUCAGAGGUUUCACAACAACCACUUCCAGAACAACGUGCCUCUCCAGCGGCUUCUAAGCAACCAUUUCCGGUACAACGUACUUCAGAAAAGAAUAACUCUGUCCAACCUGCUUCUACCUUUAACAGUGAGCGAAAUGAUCUUCCUGACUUCUCUGCUUCUGCCACCAAAACCAAGAAUAUUCCUAUAAUAGAUUUUACAGAUACAGAUGCUAUUGAUCAAGUGACUGCUCCAAAACUUUAGUCUAGGAUAAAAAAAUACAUAAUACAGUCAAUAGUCAUCUAGUUUAAAAAGAAUUCAGAGAAGAAAAUAGUUUUUUAUACUCUAGUCUGCAUUGUAAUCGAAGUUAGGUACUUUCCCAAAGCACCAACUUCUCAAGAGGCAACUUCCAAAAUGGUAAAUUUCCUAGGCGCCAACUUCUCAAGUCUGUCCUAGCCAAAGCGCUCAUCCCCCUGGCCUGUUCUAACCGCAGGGCUAGGCCCACUAGCCUAUCCGAGCCGCAGUACUCGGCCCCAAUUGCAGCCUGCGGUGCCUCUAACCUAAACUUUGGGAAAUUGCCACAUAGGAAAUUGUUACUUUUGAAAUCGCACCUGGGAAAAUGCCUUUGGGAAAGUACCAUUAUGAAAUAGUUUUAAGCUUAAGAAAUAAAAAUUGUACCGUUUAGCUUUUAUAUCCCUAAAUAAAGAUAGAAUCUUUAAAAA
Messenger RNA from Eurytemora carolleeae, 1848 nucleotides. RefSeq lists its product as uncharacterized. Gene Ontology annotation, cellular component: chitin-based extracellular matrix. The record is from RefSeq and is a predicted model, not a curated record. The coding region runs from base 8 to 1390 and encodes 460 amino acids. The transcript is spliced from 6 exons. Gene Ontology annotation, molecular function: structural constituent of chitin-based larval cuticle. Lineage: Eukaryota; Metazoa; Arthropoda; Copepoda; Calanoida; Temoridae.